Molecule: messenger RNA, 2076 nt
Organism: Xenopus tropicalis (tropical clawed frog)
Lineage: Eukaryota; Metazoa; Chordata; Amphibia; Anura; Pipidae
Gene: zmat5
Product: zinc finger, matrin-type 5
Exons: 4
Coding region: 326-970 (214 amino acids)
Cellular component (GO): nucleus
Molecular function (GO): metal ion binding; zinc ion binding
Source: RefSeq, a predicted model, not a curated record
CUUUUCGUUUCCGAAGUCAUUCGUUUAGCAAUAACGUCAGACGGAGACCGCAUAGUUUCUCAAAUGAUUUUCAAUUGAAUCUAUACUCAUAUGAUUUACUGCACUGGUAGCAUUUUAAACUUUGCUGUAGUUCUAGACUCUCCACAUUGGCUUUAGCUAAUGCGCAUGCGCUGGUCACGGCAUAGUAUUGUGCCUAGUGAGGAUUCUGGGAAUGUCGGAGUGGGUUUUCUGGAUACAUAACUUCGGGUUUGGUGUGUUAGUGAUGGGCCGGGAGAACAAGCGGUAGCAGUUGUGCUGAGAGGGUCGGACAAGCUCUGCUGAGGCUAUGGGGAGGCGAUAUUUCUGCGACUAUUGCGAUCGCUCUUUUCAGGACAAUUUACACAACCGCAAGAAGCACCUGAAUGGCGUGCAGCACCAGCGGAGCAAGAAGGCCUGGUUCGAUGCCUUCAGAGAUGCCUCGGAGGUCCUUGCAGAAGAACAAACCAAGAAAGUCUGCAGGAGAUUCAUACAGUGCGGCCAGUGUGACUUUGGCCCUGGCUGCCGCUUUUCCCAUCUGACAGUAGAGGAACUGGAAGCUCUAAAGGGUCAAGUAGAAGUGAUUCUGUUUCUCAACCACCUACAUACCAAUUGCCGCCAGGCUGGCCACCUCUAUGUGAGCUGCCUCCUUCACUCCACCCCCCCUCAGAAUGGGAUGAACCACCUGGCCUGGAAUGGGGCUGAAACUGGAAGAAGAUCAGAAAAGGAGUUGCUGCAAUGUAUUGUUCACUCAUAUUUUUUUUUUUAUAAUAAAAUUGUGAAAAACAAUAAUUUGAGAUUAUUUGUUGAUAUAUCCCAAAGCAUGGAGAGGACUGUUCAUAUGUUUAUUUGGGGAGAACAUACUAUGGAAAAUGUACCUUGCUGCAUAUUGGCACUACAGAAUGAGUCUUUUAUACAGCUUUUAAGUUACACACUUUCUGAUUUCACCUUUUGAACCACAGCACACGCUCUGUUUUGUUGUUUAAUUGUACAUUUUAGCUUUUCUGUUCUGCAUAGUCUACUCUAGAGGCAGAUCUCCUUUUAGCGCUUGCUGAACUGUAACAUCAAGUUCUCCUCAUUCCAUCCAUCUUGACCAAAUGAUGCUGGGAAUUUCAGUUCAACAACAGAGUGGACAUUAAUGCAAUAACCUUGUCAGCCAUUCUGCAUUAGACUUUCAUGUAGCUUCCUAUUCAGAACAUUGUCUGAUUUGUUCUAAUCCAGUGGGGUUAUUUUAGCUCAUCUCCAACACAUAUCAGGCAGUGCUAGCACAUUCUAACAAUAGACAUGGAUGUUCUGAGACAAUUUCGCCUCCUUUUUUUUUUUCCCUUUUUUUGGUGGCUUUGCAUUAUUCUCUUUUCGUUUCUAUUUGUCAGCAGUGUCCAACAACCAGGAAGGUGCAUUCUGAGGCUUCAUUUUUGGUUUAUGUAAAGUGGUAGUUUACCUUUAAAUGAAUUUGUUAUGAUGUAGUCAGUGAUUUUCUGGUACAGUUUACAACAGGACUUUAUUUUUCAUUUUAUUUUGUAGUUUUUUUUUAUUGUUUUUUUCAGCUGCUCUUCAAUUUAGACUUUCAACAAAAAUUCAAACAUAGGACAUUUUAUAACAUACUAAAAGUUAAAAGUAAACUGACACUUUUGCCUAUCAAUCAUGCAUAUGCUUCACUGCCAAUGAGCAAAGCAUCAGCCUGCCAAUGGUGUAGCACAUAGAUUUCCGGGUUUAAGGGUAUGCUGUGGGAAAACCUUGUUGCCUAGCUGCACACUUUUGGAAAGUGCUCUUAAUAUUUGUCUUUGCAUUAAGGCCCAAUCCUAUUCAGAUUUUCUUGCUAUUUCCCUCUUACUACUCCACUGCACUUUGUAGUUCACAUAGAUUAUAUUAAUUAUUGGUUCCUAGGUGUGCUGAACACUUACUCCAUAAACUGCAGUAUUAAACAUUAUAUUGUAAAUUUCAAUUUAAACAGAUGUUUUACUUUAGUUACUGCAAAUCCUAUUGCUCAUCAUACUUUCUGUUUAUAUGCACAUAUUUAUCAACAGGUACUCCCUUGUUUCAAUAAACUGGAAAAAUGUG